Molecule: messenger RNA, 4559 nt
Organism: Hemiscyllium ocellatum (epaulette shark)
Lineage: Eukaryota; Metazoa; Chordata; Chondrichthyes; Orectolobiformes; Hemiscylliidae
Gene: rabac1
Product: Rab acceptor 1 (prenylated)
Exons: 7
Coding region: 269-838 (189 amino acids)
Cellular component (GO): Golgi apparatus
Source: RefSeq, a predicted model, not a curated record
GGGAGCAGCUGAUGCAGGAUGUGGGGACAGACAAUGAUCGGGAAAUCUUGCCUCCUGCUGUUACUUCUGCAAGAUACAGCUCUCUGAUUGGAUAUCCUAUUGGUGCGCGCUCGGAUACCGGUCGCUGAUUGGUCGAGAGCUCGGGCGCGGCGGUUUAUUGUGGAGGAAGCAGAAUCAUAAAGGUGUGUGACGUCACAUCCUCUGCCAACGGGUCACAGGAAAUAACAGAAACAGGUAUUCCCAGAUCCCUGAUCACUUUCCGGAGACCAUGAGCUCCAAGCCUGAUGACGUCUUCUCCCUGACCAAAGAGGAGGAAGCAAGUGGGGUGACCGGCAGGAUGUAUAUUCCGAAGAUCAUCUCCCAGGGCCCAGCGAAGGAAUGGAUCGAGAGGCGCAGGCUCACCAUCCGACCCUGGGCCUCCUUCGUCGACCAGAAACGUUUCUCCCGGCCGAAGAAUUUUGGCGAGAUGUGCAAGCGGCUGGUGAAGAACGUGGAGUAUUUCCAGAGCAACUACGUGUUUGUGUUCCUGGGCCUGAUCGUGUACUGUGUGAUCACCUCUCCGAUGCUGCUCAUCGCCCUGGUGGUGUUUUUCGGAGCUUGUUACAUUGUGCACCUGCGGGCCUCCCAGUCUCGCCUUGUCCUGUUCGGUCGGGAGCUGAGUCCUGCCCAUCAGUACGGCCUCUCGGGGGCGAUCUCUUUCCCCUUCUUCUGGUUGGCCGGUGCUGGGUCCGCAGUGUUCUGGGUCCUGGGAGCCACCCUGGUGUUUAUCGGUGGCCAUGCUGGUUUCCAUGAGUUGGAGUCUGGAGACGGUGAUGAGCUUCAGAUGGAGUCGGUGUGAGGUGUGCUGGCUGGCUCUCGCCCUGGGAGGACCCUUCUAUCUGUAGCACUUUAUAGAGAGGGAGAGGGUGGGCAGUCAGUCUGCAUUUCCCACCAGCUGCUCCCUGUAUUAAACUCAAUCACUCCGGGGGGAGGGGGAGGGGGUUAUCGGAUGGGUCAUCUGUGUGUUCCACUCUCAACUCGCAUUGUCCAGGAAACGCAUGCCUCACUCUUAACCUUUCAGCCAAUCCCACUCGUUAUCAUCUCUGACCAUUAAUGUUAUAUACUCGCUUAGAUUGUGGAGCUGCUUUUGAUGUUUUCCAUUAUUUGCUGGUUAAUGUAACUGAUAUUAGUGAACACAGGGAAGGUGAUCUGUGAGCAGGCUGGGGGUUGGUCACCGUGGGAAUACUCGCUCAGCUCCCUCGGGGGUCAGUGGGUAUUUGUUUGUGAAGUGACUGUGUGUCUUUGUAAAGACCUGCUGGCUGAGCGGGCGUAACUCCGGCACGCUCAGACUGCGGCUUCUAUCCUGUCUGUCACCUUCCCUGUCCCUCAGCCUCCCCAUUCCUCACCUUCCACAUCCUCCUCCCCAUCAGCUUCUCUUUCUCUCCUCUUUCUCCCCCCCACCUCAACGAGGAGAGUACACAGAAUGGGCAAGGGGUUCCUCUCGAAAACACUACCCCCGUCAUGACCAGAGCCAAUGGUUGCAAUGAUCCAAUCCACAGCCCCUGUUAGCCACCCCCUCCCCCCCAACAGUGGUCAGUGUCGUGUCUCACAGCGCAGUGAACAUCCACUGAGUCCUCACUGACCUACCUGCACUCGACCCCCCCCCCCCCCCACCUUCCCCACAUUGCACAUGCUCGCCCAAGCAGCUUUUCAAAGGUUGGAAGGUUUCCUGCCCCAACUACCCACCCAGGUGGUAGAGUCAGACCCCUGUCACCCCUCAGGUGAAAAUAUCCUUAAUUGCCCCUCUGAGCCCCCUGCCUUUCACUUUAAAAAUGUCCCUCCACCCCUCUUAUUAUUGACUGAGGGCAGCAGCUGCUUCCCAUUCUCCUCCCCCUACACCCCGUCCAUGCCCCUCAUUAUCUUAUACUCCUCAGCUCCCACGUUUAUCCAGCCUCGCUACAUCACCGCUCUGCUCCAUCCCAGGCAGCAUCCGGGUAAAUCACCCCCCUCACACCCCCACCCAGUCCAAUCACAUCCUUCCCGUAGUGCGGAGACGGGAACUGCACACAGUGCUCCUACUGUGUCCUCCUCAAAGUCCCCUUCAGUCUAUCCAGCCCGUGCUGACCCUAAUCCCAAACUAAACCUGCCUGCUCCUGGCCCAUAUCUCUCCAAACCCUUUCCUAUCCAUGUCCUUAUCUAAAUGUCUUUUAAAUAUAAUAGCUGUCCCCACAUCCACCACUUCCUCAGGAAGUUCAGUCUACACAUGGAAAAACAAAGUUUUAAAAAAAAAGAAUUCCCUCCUGUCUUUUUAAAAUCUUUCCCCUCUCACCUUCAACCUCUGCCUUCUCGUUCACUCCCCUCCCCAGGGAAAAGACCUUGUCUAUUUACCCUAUCUAUGCCCCUUAUGAUUUUCUAUACCUCUAGAAAGUCACCCCUCUGACUCUCUCGGGGGGUGGGGGGGAGAGAGAGAGAGAGAGAGAGAGAGAGAGAGAGAAAGUCCCAAGCUGUUUAGCCUCUUCCCCCAUCGCUGCAACCCUCGAUUCCCAGCACCGUCCUGGUAAAUCUGCUCUGAAGCCUCUUCCCCCUUCAUAAUGGCCGCCUUACACCCGGCACUGGUCGCUCUGUCUAAGUCCUGCACAGCCCCACCAUAACCUCCCACUCUGAUCAUCCAUCUUUCCAAAGUUACUGAGUGUAACUGCUGCCAGCAGUUGGUUAAGGACGCAGACUACCAUGUCCUGGGUCAGAGGGGAAACUGGUCACCCCUGGGGGAGAGCAGGGAGGACACCUUCCGGACAGAGGGUCAAGAUGGGCGGCACAGUGGUUAGCACUGCUGCCUCACAGCACCAAGGUCCCAGGUUUAAUUCCCGCCUCAGGCGACUGUCUGUGUGGAGUUUGCACAUUCUCCCCGUGUCUGCGUGGGUUUCCUCCGGGUGCUCCAGUUUCCUCCCACAGUCCAAAGAUGUGCGGGUCAGGUGAAUUGGCCAUGCUAAAUUGCCCCUAGUGUUAGGUAAGGGGUAAAUGUAGGGAUAUGGGUGGGUUGCGAUUCGGUGGGUCAGUGUGGACUUGUUGGGCCGAACAGCCUGUUUCCACACUAAGUAAUCUAAAUCUGUGUGACACAGCAGGAUCCAGAGAGUGACGUUCUCUGGCUCAGUGCAGGUUGGAGAAUGCUGGGGCUCACUGGGCAGUGGAGAGGGUGCUCUUCCCAUGGAUCUGCUUCCUGUUACUCUCCCCUGGGACACAGAGCGGGGUGGGGGGGGGGGGGGGGGAAGAUCAGGAGGUGGCAACAGCAGCUGGGGAUGGCACAGCGAAGCCAACAGGCCAUACAAGCCAACAGGGCAGCGUGAGAGGGAGGAGGGAGCGCCAGGGAGUAAAUAGGUUAUUGGCACAGAACUCUUAAGAAGGUAGUGAACUAAACACAGAGUGACGUUCUGCUGAAACUGGUCAAAACGCCUGGAGAGCAGUGCGUGGAGAAAUGGAGGCCAUUCAGCCUGCUUCCCCAUUCUAGCUCCUAGCGGAGGCUGGACCUGAAUGCUGUGUCAAUGCUAACAAUCUCUGCCAGUUUACCGUUGAACCUGCCCUCUGGGGUCAAGAAACCCAGCUUCCCCAGCGCCUGCGUGAACCAAUCCCUGCUUGUCUCAGUUUCUCUUUUACACUGGAGUUGUUCCUCAAACCGUUGGGGAAAAAACCAUCCUUUCCACAUCUGUUCUGCCUUUAGGAAAUUUGGAAGCUGUGAUGCGAUUACUUACAACCCGUUCGGCAACUUCCUCAGCUGCUUCCUUUCAUCUGACCUGGGCCUGUCCCACCACAGCGCGCUCUCUCCCUCCUGAGAGAUUGUUGCCUUCAAAGAGUAUGUUUCCGAAAACCAAAAUUAACUCUUGAGACGUCAGUGCAGUCCCCCUACUGCCAAAAACCUGCUCAGGCCUUCCCCAUUGUCAGGUUUACAGCAUGGAAACAGGCCCUUCGGCCCAACUGGUCCAUGCCGCCCACUAUUCACCAUUCAAUCUAGUGCCGUCUGCCUGUGUUUGGCCCAUACCUACACUGUCCGCGUGGUAAUGGUGAGGAGUGUAGGUGCUGGUGAUCAGAGUGUGGUGCUGGAAACACAGGGCAGGUCAGGCAGCAUCCGGGGAGCAGGCAACUCAACACUUGGAGCAUCGUACUGGUGCCAGGAAUCCGGCAUUCCCGAGAGUCCUUUUAACGUGGAAAAGAAAAGGUUUAUUGAACAAGAAAGAAAAACCUAGACAAGUUGGGCAGAUUUUAAUAAAACACUAGCGAAAAAGAUUCAAACACUCGCAAUUCCGAGCAUCUCCACCCCAGUGUGCAGUCACCAUGGUCUCCACACCUAGGCUUGUUGCUGUAACUGGGGUGGCCACACACCGUUUCCUUCCACAUUCACUCAAUAAGAUUUCUUCAGAUGGUCCCUCUCGUUGAAAUACCUAACACAAGCUGCAGAUUCACCUGGGUGAACUGCGCUGACACUGAAGUCCCACACCUCCACUGCUCCUGCUGUGAUCUGUCAAUAGCCAAUUACUCCUGUUUUGUACUAUGGUCAAAAUAAAUGUCUCGAGGCUUCUUUCAACUCA